GCAGGGCACAGUGGAGCUGCCAGGAGUAGAAACGCUUCUAAAUAGCCCUGCAACAGACAUGGGGAAAACAGUGACAGAUCAAUCUGGGAUAUUACAGGCUCCAGGAAUCUCCUUCCCCAAGAGAAAUUGAAGACCAAAGCUGAUCUUUAUUUGCCUUGGUAAAUAGCGCAUGGUUUGGCACCCAAAUCACCUCUGAGAACAGCAGGUAACUGACAAGAUUUACCCCAAGGACCAGAAAAAUGCACUGUGCCAUACAAAAGGCAGAAGUUGUUGAUGGGGCUCAUUUGAUGCGAAUCAUCUGGGACGAUGGUGUGGAGUCUCUGUACCCCUCCGUCUGGCUGAGAGACAAUUGUCAGUGCCCAGACUGCUAUCUAGACUCUGCAAAAGCGCGGAAACUUCUCGUUGAAGCUCUUGAUGUGAACAUUGGUAUUAAGGACUUGACCUUUGACAGAAACCAGGUUCAUAUCACAUGGCCAAAUGAACACUAUAGUGAAUUUGAAGCUGACUGGCUGAAGAAAAGAUGCUUUUCACAGAAGGCCAGAGAAAAACUUCAAAAAGAAUUGUUUUUGCCAGAAUGUCAGUACUGGGGCUCAGAGCUCCAGCUACCUACACUAAAUUUUGAAGAUGUUUUAAAAAAUGACGAGCAUGCAUACAAGUGGCUCUUCAACCUCAAGAAAGUGGGCAUAGUGAGACUCACAGGAGCUUCUGACAAACGAGGAGAAAUUUUAAAACUUGGAAAAAGGAUUGGUUUCCUUUAUCUCACAUUUUAUGGACAUACUUGGCAAGUGCAAGACAAAAUUGAUGCAAACAAUGUGGCUUACACAACUGGAAAGCUAAGCUUUCAUACUGAUUAUCCGGCUCUCCAUCAUCCACCUGGGGUUCAACUUCUUCAUUGCAUAAAACAAACAGUCACUGGGGGUGAUUCAGAAAUUGUAGAUGGAUUUAAUAUAUGCCGAAAGCUCAAGGAAAGAAAUCCUCGGGCAUUUCAGAUUUUGUCCUCCACCUUUGUGGACUUUACAGACAUUGGAGUGGAUUACUGCGAUUUUUCUGUACAAUCCAAACACAAAAUUAUAGAAUUAGAUGAUAAAGGUCAAGUGGUUCGCAUCAACUUCAAUAAUGCUACUAGAGACACAAUAUUUGAUGUACCUGUGGAAAGAGUUCAACCAUUUUAUGCUGCUUUGAAGGAGUUUGUUGACCUCAUGAACUGCAAAGACUUCAAAUUUACUUUCAAGAUGAAUCCAGGUGAUGUGAUUAUAUUUGAUAAUUGGCGCUUACUUCAUGGCCGACGCAGCUAUGAAGCAGGAACUGAAAUAUCCCGCCACUUAGAAGGAGCUUAUGCCGAUUGGGAUGUGGUCAUGUCAAGGCUUCGUAUCUUAAGGCAGAGCAUCAAGAACAUAAACUAAAUCUCCUAUAAUUUCAGUAAGAUUCCAGUGCGUGUAUUUUGGGAGCAAUGGUAUGACUAUUCAUCUCCACAGACCAUAAACCAUGUCAUUUAUGUUUUUAUUUCUUUGACACUGUAUAUAUCACCUUUCUCACAAUUUUUCAUUGCAAUCACAUACAAUUACAACUUUUAAAAUAAUGCCAUAGUCUUUACUCUCACCAAAAUAAAGCAUCCUUCUUCUGUGCUAGGUGAAA
Sorex fumeus (smoky shrew) is the source of this 1635-nucleotide messenger RNA. RefSeq names its product gamma-butyrobetaine hydroxylase 1 (gene BBOX1). The transcript has 8 exons. The coding region runs from base 240 to 1403 and encodes 387 amino acids. Gene Ontology annotation, molecular function: gamma-butyrobetaine dioxygenase activity; iron ion binding. Gene Ontology annotation, biological process: carnitine biosynthetic process. The record is from RefSeq and is a predicted model, not a curated record. NCBI's taxonomy places the organism in Eukaryota, Metazoa, Chordata, Mammalia, Eulipotyphla, Soricidae. Gene Ontology annotation, cellular component: mitochondrion.